GUGGGUGGAGAGAUAUUGCUUCGGCUUUGUUUGUUCCUGCUUGCCAAGUUGCCUCAUUGUUUGGUGUGUUUAUAGUGCGGCUCCUGUUACUGUGAAGAUUACGUACAAUACAGAUCACUGCAUUUGUCAGUAAAGGAGAAACAUUAUAAGAAUAUCUGACAAAUUCAGUUGCUGAACAAGACAAUGUCUGACAAGACCGAGACCCAAACCUCAGAGCUUCCUGAUGCACAUGGAGGGCGUCUAGAGGAAAACCCGGGCACUGGGCUAUUAAAUGUGAAGGAAGAGGAUGAGACAGAUGACAUGAAUAGUCAUCAGACUGAAAUACAGUGCUCCCUCCCUGCCGAUGAAGAUAACGCUGAUAUAGUGAAAAUUGAGAUAACAGAAGAUCUGUGUGUGAGACAACAGCUAGAAGCACCAGAUGAGGAAACCAGUGACAAUAUCAGCCCAGGGGAUGUUAAGGCUGAAGUCACACUUAAUGCUGAACAGACUUAUGAUCUGGAAGCUCUAAAGCAGGAAAUCAGUGACAAUAUCAGUACAGGUGAUGUUAAGACUGAAGUCACACUUAAUGCUGAACAAACAAAUGAUCUGUAUGUAAAGAGUGAGCAGGAAGCUGUGAAGCAGGAAAUCAGUGACAAUAUCAGUACAGGUGAAGUUAAAACUGAAGUCACACCUAAUGCUGAACAAACAAAUGAUCUGUAUGUAAAGAGUCAGCAGGAAGCUGUGAAGCAGGAAAUCAGUGACAAUCUCAGUACAGGCUGUAUGGACAUGACACAUUCAGAGGGCUCAGCGGUUGAGCACGGAGGAGAACCGUAUGUGUGUGAUCACCUGAAGACUGAGGAGGAUGAAGUUCCUAUAACGGCUACAGGUGAAUUUACUAACUGCAGUAAUCCCAGUCAUGGUAAAAGUACAAAUACUGCUUUCAGUCUUCUUCAGAAUCAAAGAAGCAAUGUGGACAAUUUAUGUUCUGAAUAUGGGACAUCAAAGCAUUUAAGACAGAAAUUUCAUACAGGACAUAUUGCUUUUUCAUGUACUCAAAGUGGGAAAGGUUUUACUGAUGAAUCGUGUCUUAUUACGCAUGAGAAAAUUCAUACAGGAGAGAAAGCUUUUUCAUGUUCUAAAUGUGGGAAAUGUUUUACCAUGAGAUCAAGUCUCAUUCGACAUCAGAAAAUUCAUACAGGAGAGAAAGCAUUUUCAUGUUCUGAAUGUGGGAAAUGUUUUACUUGGAAUUCAAGUCUUAUUACACAUGAGAAAAUUCAUACAGGAGAGAAAGCUUUUUCAUGUUCUAAAUGUGGGAAAUGUUUUACCAUGAGAUCAAGUCUUAUUAGACAUCAGAAAAUUCAUACAGGAGAGAAAGCAUUUUUAUGUUCUGAAUGUGGAAAAUGUUUUGCUCAGAAAUCAAAUCUUGUUGAACAUGAGAAAAUUCAUACAGGAGAGAAAGCUUUUUCAUGUUCUGAAUGUGGGAAAUGUUUUACUUGGAAAUCAAGUCUUCUUAUGCAUCAAAAAUAUCAUACAGGAGAUAAAGUUUUUUCAUGUUCUAAAUGUGGGAAAUGUUUUACUGGGAAAUUAUCUCUUAUUACUCAUCAGAAAAUUCAUACAGGUGAGAAAGCAUUUUCAUGUUCUGAAUGUGGGAAAUGUUUUACCAUGAGAUCAAGUCUUAUUACUCAUCAGAAAAUUCAUAUAGGAGAGAAAGCAUUUUCAUGUUCUGAAUGUGGGAAAUGUUUUACUUGGAAAUCAAAUCUUGUUAAACAUGAGAAAAUGCAUACAGGAGAGAAAGCAUUUUCAUGUUCUGAAUGUGGGAAAUGUUUUGCUCUGAAGUCAAAUCUUAUUAAACAUGAGAAAAUUCAUACAGGAGAGAAAGCAUUUUCAUGUUCUGAAUGUGGAAAAUGUUUCACUUGGAAACUGUCUCUUAUUGCUCAUCAGAAAAUCCAUACGGGAGAGAAGGCAUUUUCAUGUUCUGAAUGUGGGAAAUUUUUUGCUCAGAAAUCAAAUCUUGUUAAACAUGAGAAAAUUCAUACAGGAGAAAAAGCAUUUUCAUGUUCUGAAUGUGGGAAAUGUUUUGCUCUUAAAUCAAAUCUUGUUAAACAUGAGAAAAUUCAUACAGGAGAGAAAGCAUUUUCAUGUUCUGAAUGUGGGAAAUGUUUCACUUGGAAAUCAAGUCUUAUUAUACAUCAAAAAAUUCAUACAGGAGAGAAAGUUUAUUCAUGUUCUAAAUGUGGGAAAUGUUUUACUGGGAAAUUAUCUUUUAUUACUCAUCAGAAAAUUCAUACAGGAGAGAAAGCAUUUUCAUGUUCUGAAUGUGGGAAAUGUUUUGUCCUGAAAUUAAAUCUUUUUAAACAUGAGAAAAUGCAUACAGGAGAGAAAGCAUUUGCGUGUUCUGAAUGUGGGAAAUGUUUUGCUCAGAAAUCAUUUCUUAUUGAUCAUCAGAAAAUUCAUACAGGAGAAAAAGCCUAAAUGUAAAAAAAAAAUUCAAUUAAUGUAAGUGGGACCGAUCUAUCUCUGUAUUCAUGCCAUUGGUUAGCAGUUGUAUUAGGAUGAAAAAUUGCUUUUCAAUAAUAAUUCUUUAUAUCCAAA
This is a messenger RNA of Bombina bombina (fire-bellied toad), 2571 nucleotides long. Its product is annotated as zinc finger protein 260-like. The transcript is spliced from 9 exons. NCBI's taxonomy places the organism in Eukaryota, Metazoa, Chordata, Amphibia, Anura, Bombinatoridae. The record is from RefSeq and is a predicted model, not a curated record. Bases 184 to 2451 code for a protein of 755 amino acids.